AUGGAGAGGAGGAGGAAGAGGAAUGUGAGGAGAAGAGUGUGUGGAGACCGAGGAAGGGAUGCAAAGGAGGACUGGGAGGUGGAAGAGGACAGUGAGGAGGCGGUGGUAGUGGUGGUGCUCCUGACUCUGAAUGUCCCUAAGUCUCCCGUCUUCACCUGUGAAAUUGAGGUAGAUGAGGAGCCUAUGGUGCUGGCGGCUGAGGAGAACGUGGAUUUCCGCAUCCACGUAGAGAACCAGACGCGGGCGCGGGACGAUGUGAGCCGCAAGCAGCUACGGCUGUACCAGCUCUACAGCCGGACCAGCGGGAAGCACAUCCAGGUGUUGGGCCGCCGGAUCAGUGCCCGUGGCGAGGACGGGGACAAGUAUGCCCAGCUCCUAGUGGAGACAGACACGUUCGGCAGCCAGGUCCGGAUCAAGGGCAAAGAGACAGAGUUCUACCUGUGCAUGAACCGGAAAGGCAAGCUGGUGGGCAAGCCCGAUGGCACCAGCAAGGAAUGUGUGUUCAUCGAGAAAGUUCUGGAGAACAACUACACGGCCCUAAUGUCGGCCAAGUACUCUGGCUGGUACGUGGGUUUCACCAAGAAGGGGCGGCCUCGGAAGGGCCCCAAGACGCAGGAGAACCAGCAGGACGUGCAUUUCAUGAAGCGGUAUCCCAAGGGGCAGGCGGAGCUCCAGAAGCCCUUCAAAUACACCACAGUGACCAAGCGGUCCCGGAGGGUCCGCCCAACGCACCCUGGCUAGGCGGGUCAGGAGGGGGUAGCGCACCCCACCCCACG
Molecule: messenger RNA, 776 nt
Organism: Suncus etruscus (white-toothed pygmy shrew)
Lineage: Eukaryota; Metazoa; Chordata; Mammalia; Eulipotyphla; Soricidae
Gene: FGF18
Product: fibroblast growth factor 18
Exons: 5
Coding region: 1-741 (246 amino acids)
Biological process (GO): cell differentiation; regulation of cell migration; animal organ morphogenesis
Cellular component (GO): cytoplasm
Molecular function (GO): type 1 fibroblast growth factor receptor binding; type 2 fibroblast growth factor receptor binding; growth factor activity
Source: RefSeq, a predicted model, not a curated record